Messenger RNA from Ficedula albicollis (Collared flycatcher), 3246 nucleotides. Its product is annotated as ATPase family AAA domain-containing protein 2-like. Gene Ontology annotation, cellular component: nucleus. Lineage: Eukaryota; Metazoa; Chordata; Aves; Passeriformes; Muscicapidae. The transcript has 22 exons. The coding region runs from base 29 to 3010 and encodes 993 amino acids. The record is from RefSeq and is a predicted model, not a curated record. Gene Ontology annotation, molecular function: ATP binding; ATP hydrolysis activity; histone binding. Gene Ontology annotation, biological process: positive regulation of transcription by RNA polymerase II.
UUGUCUUGAGAUUUACAAUUCAAAGACUAUGCACAAGAGGAUGGAUUUGUCCGGUGCUUCAUGUGAAAGUCUGGAUAUGGAAACAACUGAUGAAGGAACAACUGACAAUCCAGAAACCAGAAAAUGUGAGACAGAUUCUUCAGUCCAGUCUUUAUCUGUCUCAGAGAAAGAUUCAUGCAAAGGGAAUAAAAGACAGAGAUAUGGAGUCCUCAGCAGCGAUUCCCUUUUGUCUUCUGAUGAUGAUGAUGAGGAUUUUGAAGUACAGAGGAAGAAGAGAAAUUCAAGGAGCUUUCAGAAGUGUGCCUCAACGGGAGUUGACAAGGAUACCAUGAAAAUUGGAGGUAGUCUGACUAGUGUGGAGCAAAUGCAAAUAGAUGGUUCAGUACAAUUUGAUGGCGUGGGUGGUCUUUCUGACCAUAUUGCAUCUUUAAAAGAGAUGGUCAUUUUUCCAUUGCUUUAUCCCGAAAUCUUUGAGAGAUUGAAAAUUGAACCUCCAAGAGGCUGUCUAUUCUAUGGUCCACCAGGAACAGGAAAGACACUGCUUGCUCGUGCACUUGCUAAUGAAUGCAGUCAAGGUGACAUGAGAGUAACCUUUUUUAUGAGAAAAGGUGCUGAGUGCCUGAGUAAAUGGAUAGGAGAAUCUGAAAGACAGCUUCGUUUAUUAUUUGAGGAGGCCUACCAGAUGCGACCUUCAAUUAUUUUCUUUGACGAGAUUGAUGCUCUGGCUCCUGUACGGUCUGAUAAACAAGACCAAAUUCAUAGCUCUGUUGUGGGGACACUUCUGGCACUUAUGGAUGGCUUAGCCAGCAGAGGAGAGGUUGUGGUAAUAGGAGCCACCAACAGACUGGAUUCCAUAGAUCCUGCUUUACGAAGACCUGGGCGCUUUGAACGAGAAUUCCGCUUCAGUUUGCCAAACAAAGAGGCAAGAAAAGAAAUUUUCAAAAUUCAUACACGAGACUGGAACCCGCAGCCAUCGGACAAUUUACUUGAAGAGCUGGCUGAAGAAUGUGUAGGAUACUGUGGUGCUGAUAUUAAGGCAUUAUGUGCAGAAACUGGCCUCUGUGCUUUGAGGCAUCGCUAUCCUCAGCUAUAUGAAAGCAGAGAGAGACUGCAGAUAAACAUGGAUUCAGUUAAAAUAAAAGCAAGUGAUUUUUCCAUGGCCAUGCAGAAGACUGUUCCAGCUUCACGGAGGGUUGUGCCUUCCCCUGGGCGACCACUAUCAGCUAUUUCAAAGCCAUUGUUAGAAAACACACUUGAAAGGAUUUUACAAACCUUGCAGAGAGUGUUUCCCCAUGCUGAGCUUGCACUAAAGAAGGACCAGCAGCAAGGAAAUUAUGUGAUUGACAAUGAUGAGGAAUCACCAUCAACCUCUGAAGAGAAGCCGACUCAUAAAACGCUUGAUCACGAAAAGGUAGAAUUUCGCACUUUCAGCAGUAGGAAUCCUCGUGACCAGCCAACAUCUUACAGGCCACGAUUCUUACUGAUUGAAGAGCCAGGAUCUGGUCAAGCUUCUGAUUUGGCAGCUGCAGUAAUACAUUCCCUGGAAAAGUUUCCAGUUUAUUCACUAGAUAUACCAACUUUGUUUGCUAGCACAUCACCAGAUGAAACAUGUGUACAGUUGAUGCGAGAAGCUCAAAGAUCAGCACCGAGUAUCAUUUAUGUCCCACAAAUCCCUUUGUGGUGGGAGACUGUUGGACCUACGCUGAGAUCUGUUUUUACAACACUUCUUCAGAGCAUUCCAAGGUUUGCUCCAGUUUUACUCCUUGCAACAUCUAAUGAACAACUGAGAGAUCUCCCAGAAGAGGUAAAAGCAUUUUUUAAUAAUGAAUAUGAAGAAGUUUUCAAAAUCCCGCGUCCUACCUAUACUGAGAGAAGACAUUUCUUUGAGGACUUAGUUAUGAAGCAAGCUGCUCAACCUCCUGCUCUAAAAAACAACACAACUUGCCAGCCUUUGGAAGUGCUGCCUGUAGCACCACCACCCCAGCCUCGAAAGCUGACAGAAGAAGAAAUUAGACGGGUGGAAGAGCAUGAAGAGGAUACGUUGCGUGAACUUAGGAUUUACUUAAGAAAUGUGGCUGAAAGACUUGUCAUAGACAAACGUUUCAAAGCAUUUACAAAGCCCAUUGACCCAGAGGAGGCAUCCAAUUGCAAGGACACUGUUAAACAGCCCAUGGACCUCUCUAUAGUUCUCUCCAAGAUUGACAUGCAGCAGUACCUAACUGCAAGAGAUUUUCUAAAGGACAUCGAUCUAAUCCGUAGCAAUGCUUUACAGUACAACCCCAAAAAAGGACAUGCAGGUCAUCUCCUGAGGCACAAAGCUUGUUCUUUGAGUGAUACUGCAUAUUCCAUAGUGAGACAUGAAAUGGAUGAAAAUUUUGAGCGACGCUGCCAAAAAAUUAAAGAAUCUCGUAAGGAAAGAGAUAAGUCAAAAAGAAAAUGCACAAUGAAGGGAGACUCUUCAAGUAUUGCAGUAAGAAGGGAGAAUUUUCAGUUUGCAUCCUCCCAGCAUAGUCCUACGGAAGAUCAUGAAAACAUACUUCAAGGACAACAGAAAAAUGGGACAGAAAAUGAAAGUGAGAGAGUGACCCUUGUGGCUAAAUCCCCUACUGAAGAAAAGUGUGUCACGCUUCCUGAAUGUUCACACUUGAGAGAGGAGAGUGAAAUGCCAGAUUGCCAAAUAGCCAGAACUUCUGAAGAUGCAGGUUCAAAUGUUCCAGAUUCACAAGUACAUCAUACAGCUUGUGUGGGACAUUCUCAGGUGGAUGAGCAAGUGCAAGUAUGUGACGAGAAAGCAAAUGACAUUUGCACAUGGGAAGUUUCUGUGGAUUACUCUGAGCUCAGACAAGUGCUGGAUUCCGUCAUUGUGGCAACUGAGAAUUUCAGUAUAUCUCGCAUGGAAAGACUGUAUGCUCUUCUUAGCCAGUGCAUUUACCAACAUCGGGAGGAUAAUGACAAAACUGAGUUAGUGAAGGCAAUGAAGAAAGAAAUUGCAAUGUUAAGUUAUCUAUGAUAUUUGACUUCAGAAUAUUCUAAUGUUGAUGUACUUCUCCCAAAUGGAAAAAUUAUGUUUAAUGGGUCAGCAAUUGCAGCAACUAUCAAACAAAGGAUAGAAGAAAGAAACUUCUACAGUAUGAAGGAAACCAGACAUAACCUCUACUCUGACUAUGGAUCAUCCCCUUGCACACUGGGUGAAAGAGCACGUUUCAAGACAGCAUUUUCUUUCCAUGGAAACAGCAUGAAAUUCUU